Messenger RNA from Strongyloides ratti, 1479 nucleotides. Its product is annotated as Lipid-binding serum glycoprotein, C-terminal domain and Lipid-binding serum glycoprotein, N-terminal domain and Bactericidal permeability-increasing protein, alpha/beta domain-containing protein. Gene Ontology annotation, molecular function: lipid binding. Bases 1 to 1479 code for a protein of 492 amino acids. The record is from RefSeq and is a predicted model, not a curated record. The transcript has a single exon. NCBI's taxonomy places the organism in Eukaryota, Metazoa, Nematoda, Chromadorea, Rhabditida, Strongyloididae.
AUGAUUAUAAAAAUUUCUUUUUUAUUAUUGCUAUUACUAAUAUCUUCAUCCCAAAUAUGGUCAGAAUCAAUUGGUCAAAUUCAAGUUAGCAAAAAAGGAAUAGAAUUUUUUUCAAAAAUUGGUAUUGAAAAAUUAACAAAUGUUUUAGAAAAAGAGCAAAUUCCUCCAUAUUCUGGAACAGGACCAAAACGAUUGUCAUAUCAGUUUACUGAUAUGGAUAUUACAACAUUCAAAAUAUCAGAAGUACCUAAACAAAUAAAUUUAUUUGGGCCAAAAAGAAUAACAGUUACAUUUGUAAAUUUGAAUAUUAGAUUGAAUGUAAAAUAUAGUUUAAAAUAUAAAGAUCGUUUAACAAAAACUGAUAGUGGAACAUUUCAAAUUAAUAUUAUUAAUGGAAGUGUAGGUUUAGGUAUGGAUAUUACAAAUGGAGAACCAUUUGAAUUUCAACCAUCUUUAUGUAAUGUAAAAAUUAAUACAACAGAACCAAUAGAAUUAUCUGGAAAGAUUGAUUCAUGGAUUUAUAAUGAAUUUAAUAAUUCAAUAAAAAAUUAUAUAAAACCAAACUUAAUUACUACAUUGUGUGAUAAUUAUGAAAACUUAUUUACAAAUUAUUCUAAAGAAAUAAUAGAUAAAGUUAUUGAACCAAUAGAAGUUGAUGCUAAUAACAGUGGAAGUUUAAGUGGAUUCUUUAUCAAUUAUCUCUUUCCAUCAAAUCCUUUUGUAGAUAAUAAGUUUGGAAUUAAAAUCCCUAUACAUCCUAAUUUAAAAUUUACUAAAGCAAUAGAGCAUAAAUUUGAUAAUUAUACUGUUAACAAUGUUGCUUCUGAUAAACAUGUUUGUAUAGAUUUGGAUUUUGUUAAUUUUGCACAAUAUUUAAGUGAUGCUAUUGGUAAAUCAUCAACAAUUCAAUCAUUAGGAUAUGAUUUGGUAAAAAUUAAAUUACACAAUAAAGUUCAACAAUUUUUUUCAUGUGGAUGUAAUGAUAAAAGUUAUUGUAUAUCAGAUAUCAUACCUGAUUUAGAUCGUCAAUGUACAAAUUAUACUCCAAUCGCAUUGGAGUUUGAUCCUUUUAAACUUACAAAUAUAAACAUUAAAAAUGAUAUUAUUCAUGCUAACUCAUCUCAAAUUGUAUCAUUUAAAAUUGAAAAAGAUAACAAGUCAAUUGAACUUUUUAAAUUAGAACUUUAUCCAGAAUAUAUUUUAAAUAGAGAUGAUAUUGAAAUAAAUGAUAACAAAAUUAGUGGUAAAGUUGAUAUUGAUAUGUGUAAAUUUAAAUUAUUAUCAUCACCAAAACUUGAUAUAAGUGAUAAAGCUAUUAAAAAAAUUAUUGAAGUUGGAUUGAAAGAUUAUAUUAAAAAAUUUGUUAAUACAUAUCUUUUAAAAGGAAUUCCAUUACCAAAAAUCAAAGAUUAUAAUAUUGGAAAUUAUGCUAUUGAGUUUUCAAAAGAUUAUAUGCCUAUAUGUUAUGACUUAAUAUAA